UUUCCAUAUAUAAAUAUAUAUAUAGUUUGUAAUCAUUCUUUUGUCAACGAACAAAGCGUAUUUAAUCCAAUCUCUUUGGAUUCGAUCGAAAGUCUUAUUCGUAACGCUUUUCUUUUGUUACCAUAAAUACGAAUGAAAAAAGGAAGCACGAGAGUCUAGCGCUUUGUAUUAUAAAGAAGUACGACGAGUCAUUCCAGUUUAAAAAUCGAAUUUCGAUAUUGAUAAAAAUAUUCGCUAUGCCAAAAUUAAAUAGAUCUUUGAUAACGUCCAUCGUGACUGACAUUCGCGAAUUCGCGUUUGUUGCAAACGACAUGUAUUCUUGGUUGGGACGAGGCGAGGAUCACGCAUCCUGGCGAUUUCCAUCCAAGUCAGCAAGAAACGUAAACGUUAUGGAAAUUGUAAAACGUCACAAAGGAACUGCAGGAGAGAUGUACAUCUUACUAUUGGAAUUGGCUUACGAUAGGUUUCUACAAUUUUCUUCACGAAUAGCAAAAAUAGCCAAAAAUUUGGCAACAGGCUUUUUCAAUCACCGGGAUACGAAUGUUCAACAGAAUUCACCUGGUGCUACGUCUCGUGCUGGAGUUCAUGGAUAAAUAUCCAUUCGUGGAAGAUUUCUUGAAGGAUAUGAAAAACGUCAAAAGACCACAUAACCUAACACUUUCCACAGCAAUACAUCUGCUUUGGACUCGUUUGAAAACAAUUCCAGAAUCGCUAUCACGCAACUUGACAAAAACCGAAGUCGAACCGAAGCACGGUAUGGCAUUUACAAAAAUGUCAAAAUCUACUCAAUCUUCAGGUUCCUUGGGGACUUGCGAAAGUUGCUCUAUGGCUGGCAGAACAAUUAUCGAACUGAUAAGAGGAAUGGAUUUGGUUUUACGUGAAAACGAAUUAAUUUCCACAGCCGCGGCCGAACGGGAACUCACGAAGCUCGAUUUGUUCGAGAAAACUCAGUGGUCCGUGAUGAGCAGAUUGAUGGCUGCGAUAAACCAGGACGCCAGGAUGAUUCUCGACUUGAUGCGAGAGACGAGCCUGAAGAGCGAAGCCACAAGGAGUGAAUUGGAAAAUCAAGUAAAGAAUCUGGAAGCUGAGUUGCUCUUAAGAAAAGUCGAGUCUAGUGCUUCGGAAUCGAGAAACGUGAAAACUGCAAGCCGUCUGAAGGACGUACUCCAAGAACUGGAGAAUCUAAGGAACGAGGGAUCACUUGCCAGAGAGAGGAACAUGGAAAUGUCAAAUUCAUGUAAAAUUGCCCAGACUCGAAUAUCACUUUUAGAAGAAUGCAACCGAAUCCUACAGUAUCAGACAGUCGCUGUGGCGGAAUGUAAACGCUCUGUUGAGAAAAGUUUGAAAGAGUGUCGGGAAGAGAAAGAAAACCUUGGCGUGUUGCUGCGGGUGUCGCACAAUGAAAAUAAUGCGGUGAGUCGAGCGUUUUAAACGCAUUGCUAGAAAUUAUAUAGAAAUGCUAGUUUUCAUCGCAAGGCCCGAGUACAUAACCUCCUUUAACUACGUAGUAAACUUUUGCUCUGAUUCUUUCCUAAAGUAAAAUUUUAAAAGCUUCGCUGAUCAUUAAAGACGAGAUAUUGUGGCCACUCAUAUUAACAUUCACGUAGGAUUAUAAUUAAUGAAAAUUUUUUAGAUCCCUAUUAAUUAUUACCCAUCUAAUUAUUAUUUGUCAGCUUACAAGAAUAUAACAUUAGGGCAGCUCAUUAUCGUAACGUCGGUGCGGUCAACAUCCGGUUAUAUUAGUCGGAUCAUUUAACAAUUAAUUAAAUACGCGAAAUAAUUAAUUCAUGGUACGUAUAUGUAUACAUAUAUGUAUACAGAGUGUGUCAGCUAAGAUGCACGUUAGCGGUUUGCUGUGAAAUGGUGCACGAUUUUGAAAAUCUGAUGUGAUGGCCGUUGUAUAUUUUUUUAUUGAGCAUCGAUUGCGUAUAUUAUUAUCGUUUGUUUAAUUUCCGUUCGCAAUUAAAAGAUUAUAUUAGCUAUUUUAUAUAAUAUGCAAAAAAAAGUUAAAUACAAAAGCUAUGGAGCAAGAAAAAAAAAUCUUAUAAUGUCCACUGGUUGUUGGUUUCGGAAAACUCAGGCAGAUGGCGCUGUCGAGCACCCGCAAUGUUUCCGGAAAAUUCAGCUAGAGGGCGUGGAACGAGAAUUCGAGAAAUUAUCUCCUACAAUUGCAUUUUCCUGGGGAGCAUUUUUGUUAGUUCAGAAAAUUUCACCAGAUGGCGCUGUUAUGCACUAAUUACAAAUAGUAGGGAAAGUAUCAACAGAGACGAGUAGGGAGAUGUACAACGCUACGGUUUUAGGCGAUACCAAAAACAUGGCGCUAAACCGUAGUAGAAAGUCCGGGACUAGAAUUUUGUUAGGUCAUUUAUUUUCAUCGCCUUCGUUGACAAAGCAUAUUCCGUCGCAGCCAAGGUAAACGAACGCGUUGCUUGGCGAGCAGAGAUUCUUCGCUACUCACAAUUGGUUUUCAAACCAACCCUUACAACGAAACCGGGAAACAUAGAACUUCUCAAGAAAUCCUGAAAAAGCCUAUUGUUGAAACAUUUUUAAGACAUUUUUAAGAAAGUGCAGUGCCAACUUGAUACCCGUGUAACACCUCCAUUUUUACUAAAUAUUAUUGGAUUUUGAUUUACUUUCAAAAUUUAUUCAAAAUAUAAAAUUGAAGCUAAAUCAAAAUCUCGCAGAAUAUACGGAGUAGAUAAAAAUUGAAUUGA
Messenger RNA from Cephus cinctus (wheat stem sawfly), 2714 nucleotides. RefSeq lists its product as uncharacterized. Lineage: Eukaryota; Metazoa; Arthropoda; Insecta; Hymenoptera; Cephidae. The record is from RefSeq and is a predicted model, not a curated record. The transcript is spliced from 5 exons. The coding region runs from base 541 to 1431 and encodes 296 amino acids.